This is a messenger RNA of Branchiostoma belcheri (Belcher's lancelet), 1541 nucleotides long. RefSeq lists its product as uncharacterized. Lineage: Eukaryota; Metazoa; Chordata; Leptocardii; Amphioxiformes; Branchiostomatidae. The record is from RefSeq and is a predicted model, not a curated record. The transcript is spliced from 2 exons. Bases 282 to 1382 code for a protein of 366 amino acids.
AGUAAAAAGCCAGGCUUCCCAUAGGUUGGGUGGUAGAACGGUGGUAGCCUUAAGGGCAGCAAGACAAAUAGCGUCAUCACAUGCACGGUACCCCGAUCGGCGCCCGGGGUUUAAAUUUCGUUCUGACCGUUUCCGUGCGCUCAUUUCGAGUCGAUGGAGUAAAGGUUUGUUGGCAGGAUGCCCUGUCUUACAUUGGGAUGUAUAGCGAGGGUGUGGAUCCGCAUGGAGGAGACUGUCUGACGCCCCCGUAAAACGUCCAGGGCCACCGGCGAGUGUAAAAGAUGUAUAUCACCGGCAUACAGAGAGACGCGACCGUUAACAAUAACAACUGCAUGCAAGUAUCAGCUGGCAACUUAAACUUGGGACAACCGUCGAAAGAGCUUCUUCUGAACGGUAACAUCGGUUCUGUUUCUCCCACUGACAACUCCUACGUGCUUCUCGAGAACCAGAGAAACAUGAACGGAACGAUCACGACCAAGAUGGCCGCCUUGGACAUCAUCAACGGAAGUGGCACGAUGGGAACGAGUGAGAUUGGGUACAAGAGCGAGAACGAAGCCAACCACAUCAAUCAAAACAGUACGUCAAUCUACGGCUACACCAAUAACAAGAUCAUCCGCAACAUCGUUGGAAACGAUCCAGAUCCCGUGGAGAACGCCAACAACGCAGUUGACACCACGUUACAGAAGGACAGUCACAUUGUCUGCGAAAAUUCGAACAUGCCAGAGAACUCGACAAUGGAUGAUACCCAAUACAUCAAGGAGGAUGAGCCGGUGCGAGACCUUCCAAACAAUGACUCACUAGAGAAAUCCGAUACCUCUGAGGAGGAAGCGGAAACCGCCGGAGGUGACACUCCGGAGGGAAAGGAGUUCAAUGGUAAUGGCAUUGAAGAAACCAAGAUGGCUGCGCUGGAGCAAGACAGCGAUAGCGACACAUUCGAUACAGAGAAGUUUGACCACGAGAGUGAAUCAGAUGACACGCUGGCUCCUACUCCUCAAGAAAACGAGCCUCUUGAGGAACAAGCUGGUCUGGAGGCUCAGGCGUCUAAGGGGGUCGACUUGGAGUCAACAACAGGUGAGAAAGGGGCAAGCGCAAGAAGCAUCCGUCAAAUAAAGAGCAGCUUGGAAGAGAAGGUUCGCCGUCUUCAGGAGGAGAAGAAAAUGGUGGAAGACAAAAUCCGGCUGGCUCAGGAGGAGGAGCAGAUUCGGGCCCACGAGAGGAGCAAGUACCAGCGCCAGCUGCGCAUGUGCAGACGGGACAUGAUGCUGCGCAGACUCCAUGACCUCGGGGUCGAGCUGGAGGACCAGGCCCAGCGGCUCCAGAUGUGCUACAGCAGUCUGCUGUCCAUGAAGAUGGAGAACUGGGCGGCAAAGGACGACGAGUAGAAAAUAAACAUGCCGUAAACCAGCCACAGACUGAGGACUGUAGUAAGGCGAUUGUACAUAGAGAAGCAGCGCUAGCAUUGAUUCAGAAGCAGUGGGCGCGACAUAAAGUUUGUUGGAUGCUAACUUUAUAUAAACUGGAAAACCUUGGAAAACACACCA